Messenger RNA from Boeremia exigua, 819 nucleotides. RefSeq lists its product as uncharacterized. The record is from RefSeq and is a predicted model, not a curated record. The transcript has 2 exons. The coding region runs from base 1 to 819 and encodes 272 amino acids. Lineage: Eukaryota; Fungi; Ascomycota; Dothideomycetes; Pleosporales; Didymellaceae.
AUGAGAUCUGCGAAGCGCUCUUUCAUGGAGCUCCCCCCGGAGCUUCGUAAUCAGAUCUACCUCUGUUACAUUGAUGCAACCACAUCCCACCGCGAAAUCGAUUGGUCCUCACUCAGUCCUCACGAGGAGGAUAGAAGGAUCACCGACACGCUUGCUCUGAGUCGGUUAUGCAAGCAGAUCCGCAAAGAGUACCUCUCGCUCUGGAUAUCAACUGUGACGGUCAGAGUUCGAGAGUUUCACCUCGAAAGGUAUUUGGUGAAAUUCCACUCGCUUGAUAACACGGUUUGCUCCCACGCAAACCUUUGCUUGCUGCUCCCUCAGUAUUUCAAUGGAAGUUGGAUCAGGUCCAGAGCUGUGACGGACAUCACCAGUCUCUUCAAAGCAAUGGUGCAGAACAAGAACUUGAACUGUAAAAUGGCAACUGUGUGGCCUCCAGGAGGCGCCGUAGAUGACAUGAAGGAACUCGACGAUAUUUUGAGCAAGGUCAGUCACAACGCCAUACCCGUUCUCGACUCCAUUGUCUCAGUGCAACUAUCGGUAAGCCAGCACCGUCCGAUUGUUCACUUCACCUUGAAGGAACAUAGGACGCUGCCAGGAGAGUGGCCCUGGUACGGAGCUUAUGAUCUCAACCGCGAGAGCUUGCUCCUCUGGGUCAAGUGGUUUGAAGGUCUCGGGCUACUUGAGGCUGGUUUGAAAGUAUGGUGCAUCGACAUCACGGCCGAACCGCAUGACGACAACAUCGCGUCAUUCACCCCAAUUUUUGUGGACGACCAAUACACGAAGCCUCGUCAAGGUGGUACUUUGCGCCUGUUUCAGUAG